Molecule: messenger RNA, 783 nt
Organism: Raphanus sativus (radish)
Lineage: Eukaryota; Viridiplantae; Streptophyta; Magnoliopsida; Brassicales; Brassicaceae
Product: heavy metal-associated isoprenylated plant protein 16-like
Exons: 3
Coding region: 148-627 (159 amino acids)
Source: RefSeq, a predicted model, not a curated record
CCUUCUAUACAGUUCAACAGAUUUGUGAUCUAAAGAAGACUCAGGAAUCCAAAGCCAACAAAAAAAAACAUCAAACAUCCAAAGCGAAUUCUCAAAGAAGAUCAUCUAUAAUCAUCCGCAAAACGUGACGUGAAGAAGACAAAGAACAUGAAGCAAAAGAUCCUGAUAAGAGUUACUAUGACUGAUGAUAAAACCAGAGCAAAAGCAAUGAAAACUGCCGCUCAGUUUGAAGGAGAUCACAGGAACAAGAUUGAGGUGACCGGUGUUGAAGUCAACAUGAUCUGUCUAACCAACACACUGAGGAAGAAGGUAGCCUUCGCUGAGCUUGUAAGUGUAAACAAAGUUGAACCACCCAAGAAACCAGAGGACAACAAGAAGAAGGAUGACAAGAAACCAGAUGAAAAGAAACCUGAUGAGAAGAAAGCCGAUGAGAAAAAAACAGAGGAGAAAAAAACAGAGGAGAAAAAGGCAGAGCCAUGUUGUUGUAAUCCAUGUUAUCCACCAUGGCCUUAUAGAUAUGGUGUGCCAUCUUCCUUUCCACAUUCGUGUGAUCCCUACGGGCAUAACUUUAGGGAUUAUACUGGGGAACUUUUCUACAACUACGGACCCAAUUGGAGGUUCAUAUGAGAAGACUAUAACAAAAGAGAUAACAGCUUUUCUAUACUAAGUGUUUCAACUAGGUAAUGCAAUCAGAUUUGUCAUAUGAAUAAAAAACCCUUGUACUCCAAACCACGCAGAUUAUAUACUUGCACAUGCUAUUAUGAAAUGAAAAGCUAAAUCUUC